AUGAAAAAGAUAUUUCCUAAACUUCUUGAUGCUAUCACAUGCGCAACAAGUUUAACUGAUGAAAGUGAAGAUCGUGACACAUCUGAGAAAACCUAUCGAAUCGAUAAAAAGAUGUACAUCGUUUACUAUUAUUUAGAUCUCGAAAAAGGUGGUGUCGGGCUUCAUCAUGCAUUUGAUAGUAAGACGAAGGCACUCAAGUUUGCAAGCGAGUUAAGCGAAGGAAAGGAUAGCGAAGUACAAUAUGCAUGUCAUAGUGGAGAGUUUUUCGAUCAAAGAGCUAAAAAUAGAACUUAUAAAAGAAUUGCAGUGGAUCCAGUUUCCAAAUUAUUAUUUCCAAAUAUAGCAAUUGGGGAUGUAUUUAUCGAGAAUACCACACUUGAUUUUAUCCAUAUUAUUAUUGAACGACUUUCCAGUAAGAAGACGGAAACAAAUAUGGGUUUAAGUAAUUGGUUUAAUUAUAUAAAGGAAGAAGAGAAAAUUGUCCAGGAAGCUUUUAAUAGAGAUUUUCAAGAUCCAAUUCAAGCCAGUGGUACAGGAAAAUCCAAGUUAUUGAUGAAUUUUGCAGAGUCUGAAGAUCCACAACAUUUUUUCAGUAUGGUAGACCUUUGUGGGAUCGUGAAUACAUCAAUGCCUACUGAACGUGUGUUGGCAGAGGCGUCUUCCCGAAUAAUAAAUGAUCCAGAUGUUGACCUCCCAGAACUUAUAAAUCAGUUCUCUUCAGCGCUUAAGAAAGGAAUAGUAGAGGUUGGCCAUCGUGAAGAGCUUACCACCAGAUUACUGCUUCUUAUAACCUGGAUGAUUGCAUUCAAAAGAAUCAUACACGUAGCAGAGAUGUUGGCAAUGUCGUUUGUUACAGGAACAUAUCAAGUUACUGAGUGCAAAAAUCAAAUCGAAAAUGGGUUAAAAGAUAAUCAAGUAGAUUAUAACGAAACUAGAGAUAAGUUCAUUAAGAAGAUUAGAAUUAACGAUAAUGCAGAUGUCUCAGAUACCGAAAUCAUAGCAUUCCGAGAGCAUUUUCAAAUUCCAUUUGCGUUAUUUGGAUUAUCUUCAAAAAUCUAUAAUUGUUUGAAACAUAAUAAAUCAGUGGAUGAAAAACCAGAAAAAGUUAAGAUUAUUAAACGCAUGGAACCAUUGGUAUACAAGAUGGAAUAA
This is a messenger RNA of Diversispora eburnea, 1152 nucleotides long. The record is from the annotation of a GenBank genome assembly. Lineage: Eukaryota; Fungi; Glomeromycota; Glomeromycetes; Diversisporales; Diversisporaceae.